Molecule: messenger RNA, 1410 nt
Organism: Cyphellophora europaea CBS 101466
Lineage: Eukaryota; Fungi; Ascomycota; Eurotiomycetes; Chaetothyriales; Cyphellophoraceae
Exons: 2
Coding region: 1-1410 (469 amino acids)
Biological process (GO): fungal-type cell wall biogenesis; carbohydrate catabolic process
Molecular function (GO): mannan endo-1,6-alpha-mannosidase activity
Source: RefSeq, a predicted model, not a curated record
AUGAAGUCCUCCAACUUGCUGGCGCCGCUGGCCGGCCUCUCCUCUCUCGCUCAUGCUGCCUAUCAACUCAACCUAGAUAGUGUCGAUUCGGUCAAGGAAGUCACAUCGCUUCUCGCCCACGACAUGAUGACAUACUACCACGGAAACGAGACUGGUGGCACACCAGGCCUUCUACCAGGCCCUUGCGCUUCGUUAGAAUGUUACUACUGGUGGGAGGCUGGUGCCAUGUUUGGUGCUCUCAUAAACUAUUGGCAAUAUACUGGCGAUGACAGUUACAACCAAGUCGUUUCACAAGGACUGCAGUUCCAACGUGGCCCAGAGGAGAAUUUCAACCCCCCCAAUCAAUCCAAGAAUAUGGGUGUUGACGACCAGGCUUUCUGGGCCUUUGCCGCUCUUGAUGCUGCUGAGGCUGGUCUACCUGACGCUGGUGGUAAUAACCCGUCUUGGCUAGCACUUGCCCAAGCUGUAUUCAAUUUCCAGACCAAUCUAUGGGACGAAAAGGCAUGCAAAGGUGGAUUGCGCUGGCAGGUAUACUCCUUCAACGCUGGUUACAAUUUGAAGAACACCAUUUCGAACGGUGGAAACUUUCAGCUUGCGGCUCGUCUCGCACGUUAUACCGGCAACCAGACCUACGCAGAUUGGGCCGGAAAGGUGUGGGAUUGGAUGGCUCAAUCGCCUCUUUUUGAGGAGGGACCGAACAUGCUUUACAUCUGGGACAACACUGAUACGAACAAUGGCUGCAUCGACACCGAACGUCACGCCUGGACUUACAACUACGGAACCAUGCUGGUGGGCGCUGCUUACCUCUACAACUUCACCGAAGACGCUGUAUGGGCUACUCGAGCCCAGCAUAUAUUAGAGGGUGCCUUUUCACUAUUCUUUCCCCAGACAAUCGAUGGAGUACAAGGCGCCAAUCUUGGUGGCAACGUCAUGACCGAGUUCCAGUGUGAGCCGACGAGUGUAUGCAACAACGAUCAGAGCAGCUUCAAGGCCUAUCUAUCCCGCUGGAUGGUUGUCACAGCGCAACUGGUCCCCCAACUUAGGGAUCAAAUCAUGCCAAAGCUGAAGACCAGCGCGGAGGCCGCGAUGAGCCAGUGCAUAGGAGGCAAUAACGGCCGCAUGUGCGGCAGGCAGUGGUAUUCCAGCACCUGGGACGGUAGCAGUGGUGUUGGCCAACAGAUGACUGCGCUCGCCGUCGUAGGCGCCAACAUCAUCGGAGACGAUAUGGUGCCGCUAACGGCUGAGAACGGUGGAAAGUCCUCCAGUGAUCCUAACGCCGGCGCCAGCGCGCCCACAUUCCCGCACGACAAUGCUAGGAAGAUCACAACGGCUGACCGAGCAGGGGCUGGAAUAUUAACCGUGCUGGUCAUUUCGGGCAUGGUAGGAGGCGCUUGGUGGUUAGUGCGAUAA